AUGGUGUACCUGCAGGCCCAUUACUGUUAUGAAAUAGCUAGUCAGCGGCAAGUGAUAUGGGUGACGAAUCCAGAACCAGGAACGUCAGUGUGCAAGUUUCGGUUUGUUUUGAAAUUGUCUUCAGUGUUGUUUGUUGGGAAGAGAUUAGAUUCCACCUUCUUCCGUUCGUUAGAUUUCAGUGGUAGUGGAAGUGAUCCAACAGAAAACACCUAUCAGCCUCUGGAGCCUUCCUUUUAUUCUCGACCACCACUACAACCAGGAUCCAGUCAGUAUGAACAACAGCAGCACCAAUAUGGUUACUACCCUGUGAAUCAAGGGAAUCAAGGGAGUUCAAGUACAUAUUCUGAUCAGCAGCAGCAGCAGCGAAUAUUCUCACCCACCUACUCUCAGCAACAGCCACCACACUUCUCACCCCAUUCUCCUGCGAGUCCUGUUACACCUGCAGGUAGCUAUCACUACAGCAACAGUCUCUCAUCCCCUACAGUUGGCCCAGUGCCGGCAGUUCCACAGCAUGGAAUGAAUUACAGCAAUCCCCAGCAGCAAGCCCUUUACGGCUCAGCUCUCUCGCCUGGCCACUAUGGUUCCCCUAACCACGGCCAGCACAGUGGUUACUCUCCCAGCAGUAGCAACAGCAGUGGAGGUGGUGGUAAUGGUGGUAACGGUGGAAGUAGCAACAGUCAACAGUGGCAAAUGCAGCAGUCAGCAGGCGAUUACUCUCAGCAUCAUUCAAGUCCCUCACCCCAACACUCUUCUGUACUAACAGGAUCACCUGCUUCGUCAGCUACCACCCCAUCUCCCUCUCCUGCACAUACUCCUACACCUGCAGGUUCUCUGCACUCCCCUCCACCUUCUGUUGCAAUGUCGGGCCAGUAUCCUGCUCAUCACCAUGGGAGGCAUCCACCAAUGGGAAGCCCACCACAACCCAAUCAGGGACAUAAUUUGCCUUCCUGGGUUCAUCAUGGUGCUGGACGAGGGAUAAGUAUGCAUCCAGGAGCUGCAGUGAGUGGGCCUCCUCAGGGUCCUGGCUAUUACCCUCCUCACACUGGCCAUGGAAUACAGGGACCUCCACAGCAUGCCCAUAUGGCAAGUUCUGUUCCAGUGUCUGGAGAUCGGCGAUCACCACUGCAUUCUCCCACUCCAGGCUCGUGGAACAACUUAGGCUCUGUGUCGUCUGCAACCACCAAAGCUUCAGGCAGCCAUGAUGGAAGUGGAAGGUGUCUACCUCCACCAUCUUCCCAUCCACAGCAAAAUAACUCUGGUAGCAGUGGUGGUGGAGUUGGUGGUAACCCCUUGUUCAGCCUUCAGAUGCUGGUGAAUCAAGACAUAAACCGCAAUGCUGCAGCUGCAUCUGCAGCAUUGGCUCAAGCAAAUUCAUAUAGGGCAUCUACACCUUCAGCUACCCAUCAACAGGAAACACUACCACAACAGGCAGGACCCAUUCCUUUGACCCGCACUGAUAAGCAGACUCCUCAGGUUUCUGAAAAUGUGUCUCUGCGGAAUGGAAGCAUCAUCACAUCCACCUCUUCUGCUUCAUCUGCUGUGAACAACACAAAUGUAACCUCUCCUCCUACGCCUUUGAAUGGGGAAGUGAGUUCAGACAGUGCUAUUGGUAGUAGUGCAACCUCUACACCCAGUUCCCAACCUGAAAUUUCCAGUUCAUCUGCAGCAACUCCUAGCACAGACAUUAAUACAAAAACUGUUGCACCAGUGGUUGACACAAAGACAGUGAGUGUUAUAGCACAAACUCCACCUCGAGAGAAAUCUAAGGCCUCCCCACAAACUUCUGCCACAGGUCCUCAUCAGAGUAUUGAAGGCAAGCCUGAAAGUUCUGCAGAAGAAUGUGAAUCAGGAGCUGAUAAAGAUGACAGUAUAGAGACUGACAAGGAUUCAUCUACUCAGGUGAAAGAGAAGUCAGUGAAACCUGUAUCUGAAGAGAAUUUGGAGAGAUGUAAUCCUGUGAUCAUGUCCAGUACAACUGAUGUGACUGCACCACCCAUGGAACAAGCAUCAAACAUUGUUUCUUUCAGUAAUAGUGGCCGUUCUGUGUCAAAGCAGUCUGAUGACGGGUUAUCUGUACCAUCUCCUUCUCCAGGAUCUAAAGAUUCGGUGUCGCCAGUCCGUUCACCAAAGAGUGGGAACCCGAAACGAAUGAAAAAAGUAGAUUCCAUCUUGGAGAAUCUAGUGGAGAGUGGGACUAAGAAACUUGGAGGAGGAAGUAUGGGCACUGCAGUGGUUGAGCUGUCACCGCAGACUCCCAGCACCACCACUGUUGUAGUCCCAGCAUCUGUGAUUGUCUCUCCAGUAGGUACUAGUGAAGACAGUGGCAGUGGUCAGGGUCGUGAUGCUCAAACUCCUUCACCAGGAGCUCAGCAGAAGCAGCAACCUGCAAAUCAACACAAGUCACCAGUCCCAGUGCGUGAAGAGGAUGCCGUAUCACCUACCUCCGGAGGGGGCGAUGACUCAGAGAAUGGCAAGCCCAGGCGUAAGAGAAAACUUGACAAACCAGUUCGUGUGUCCAAGGUCUCUGGCGAAGGUGAAGUUGAGAAGGAACCUGAAUUUGAUGGAGAUAUCAGAGGAAAAGAUGAUGGUCAGAAGUUAGAAGAAGGACCUGCAACUGAUGAGAACAGUGAAACUAAAGAAUCAGCUGCUGUAGAAUGUACUGCUUCCAUAACAAAUGCAGAGCAGGAUCCAUCUACCAAACCCAUUGAAGCUGUUACUGUGGAUGCAGUUAGCAACCGAGAUUUGACAGAGAAGCAGGAGCCUACACGAAGACGCCGAUCCAGCGAGAGCUCAGCAAUGUCCCCAUCUUCUGCAUGGUCUGUGGCUGGCCAGAGGACACGAAGAAAGUCUGCUAGUGAUCAGCAGGAGGAGAAUGGAUCCAGCAAUGCAGGAGAUCUCCUCUCUGUUUUGGUCUCAAAUCAUCAUGAUAAGAAUGCAAUGGGAGACUCAAAACCUGAAGUAAAAAAUGCCUUUAUUGAAGUAGAGACAGAAUUAGAGAAGAUGUUUGCAGGGAUUGUUGAACCAGAGGAGUGUGUAGAUCCAUUGAAGCUGGAUUCUGCCUCUCCAGUACCAAUGGAAGUAUCCCCAGCGAGUAAGGCUCUGGAUAGUUUGACCAGUAUUGAUUCUGCUGCAUCUGUAGGGCCAAAACCCACUUCAGGUCUAAAGUCACGUGGAAGACCAAAGGGCUCUAGGAAUGGAGCCAGAUCAUCUGAGAGCAUAUUUGGGGCAUCUUCAACAGAUAGUAUGCCAAAGAAAAAGAAAAAGAAGCAAGGCAAGAGGUCAGCAGAUGAUUCUCUGAGCCUGUUACAGAAGAAGGUAAAGAGGUCAAAAUUGUUUCAAGGUGAGAACGGGGGCGACAGCCCCAUACCUCGGAAAAAGGGUCUCAUUAAAGGUGAGAGUGUGUGUCGUGAUGGCCCCUUGCAAUCAGGAUCUGUAUAUGACAGUAGCAGCAACACCAGCAGUAGCCGUUCUAGGGGACCUGUGGUACACAUUGAGGGUCCCAGAGAUAAUCCAUAUCAUGUGUCUGUUAUUAAUGCACCAUUUCGAGGUGAGGACGAGGAUGGUGGUGACAGGGGAGGAAGCAAGAAACAGCCCAGUACUGCCAUUAGAAGGAAGACUCCAAGUUAUCACAAUGAUUUGGAUUAUCGAGGCAAGAUGACACGCAGUGGGAGCAGUGCUUUAGGCAUGUUCAGCAGUACGCUGUCUGCACGCUAUGAUGCACAGACUAGAGACCAAACAUGGAUUUGUGUUUUCUGCAAACAUAGGCCACAUUUUGGUGUAGGAGGAGACUUGUUUGGCCCAUACCUGUUGACUCCACCAGAUAAAUUGGAUGUGAUUGCUGAUGGAUCUGCUGAUGAACGAGACAUUACAGAGGAACAGAAGCUUAGUGGAGGACGGAAUAAACUCAGCUUACGUGGGGCAAAAAUGGUUGAACAGUUCUGCCAGAAAAUGUCAAGAAAGAUCCAACGGUCACACUCUUUGGACAGCGUGCCGGUACUUGGAAUGGUACCUGUAUCUUCAAAUGGUAGUGAUGGGAAGGAAGACGGUUACGAAGUAUGGGUGCAUGAAGAGUGUGCAGUGUGGGCUGCUGGUGUCUAUGUUGUUGGAUCUCGCAUUGUUGGGCUCCGAGAGGCUGUUUGGAGCGCAGUCCAUACGAUAUGUAACAAAUGUGGUGAAGGAGGAGCAAAUGUGGGUUGUGUCCGGAGAGGUUGUGAGCGGCGCCUCCACUAUGGGUGUGCAAGGGAGGAGGGAUGGGAACUGGACGAAGAGGCAUAUAUUGCUCGCUGUGCUCAGCACAAGAAGGGGGUGUAUUCUUCCGAGGAAGCCAUCCUACCAACGUAAUGUUACAUUCUGAGAAGAGUGGCAUUAUCUGUUCUUUAUCUGGAAAAAAUAUAUAGCAAUCAGUACCUGUGACAAGUGUAGGACACUGAGUAAUGUAGGAGCUUGUGGUGAUUGUUACUUCUUAUCGUGUUCAUCGUAUCACUGCAGUCUUCAUUUGUGAACUGCUGUCAGAGUUUGUCAUGCAGAAGUCCACUGUUGUAAGAAGCGAGAUUCAUGAGGUUUGAAUUCCAGAGUUUGAAAGACUCAUAUGAUACUGUAUUAUAUUUAAUGAGAGAAAACAUAAGUACUGACAUGUUUUACAUUAAUAAUCUUUAUUUUUUAAAUCAGACUUUAUCUUAAUCAGUUGUCAUGUAUCAGUGUGAAACUUCUUUUUUUCUACUGUGCUUGUGACUUUAUCAGUGAAUAAUUUAGCAGGUGAUUGUUCUCUAUGGAUGUAAUGUUUCUGAGUUCAUGAAUUUGAUGAGACUACAGCUGAAGUGAGAGGAGUCUCAGAAUGUGGCACAGUUCACACCAUUUGGAAGGUGACAGUGACUGGAUAUACACUGCUACUCCCAUUACUUUAAUGUUUCUGCCUCACCAUGCACCAUCCUUGUUCAGAGAAUUUGUUCAGUUGGUUGUGAUUGUUCUGAAUAUGUUUAAACACUUGCUACUUCUUGAAACCUUUUUUGUUAUGAACUUCAUUAUUCUGUGGUCAACAUAAAAAAGGUGCUCCCUGUUUGUAAAGUUGGUUUGGUAUCUCAUAAUGCAACAUAGCUAUUAUCUUGAUGUUUGAUUUGCAAUGAAUGUCUUUGUGUAUCAUAACUGUUCUGUUCCUUGAACAUCCUAACAUCAUUGUGUAUCAUAACUUCCAUAAAUAUCCUUGUAUCAAACAAGGGGUAUAUUGCACCAGUUGGUACCUUACAGUAUUGUAGUUGAUGGUGUGGUAUAAGCAACAACAUGAAUUGAAGCAGGAAGCUAGCAGUUCAAUAAAAUUAGACAGUGAAGUUUAGUUAAAUGUGACAGUCACUGUCACUGUCACUGAGUAUUUAAAUUCAUGUAAUUGCCUUGGUUAUUUGUUUUUAGAAAUUUUAGAAUUUGCUUUUGCUAAACCUUUGCCUACAUACAAUUUUAUCUUUAACAUUUUGUUGGAAUGGCAGAAGCAAGGUAACUAAUUGUGUACCUUUUUCCUCACUUAAUUCUCUACAUCUUUCAGAUCCCAAAUCAAAUACCACAGUUUUUUUAUGAAGGAAGUACAUUGUAAAUUCAGUGUUUAUUAUAAAAUCAGAACCACUUUGUACAAACAAAAUUGGAAUGAUAUGAAAACAAGAAGGCUGUGUUUGUCGAGCCAAAUGAUGUGUGUUGAACACUUCUUAUAAAAGAAUCUAUAUUUCUGAUUGCAAGAGGAGAUGUAUCAUAGGUUAGGUAUGGAUUAUAAUUUCUUAUAGCUAUUAUAAGAUUUAAAAGACCGCAAUGUAAAUAAUUGUUCAAAUUGCAUGUUAGUGAAAAGAGUUUCAUUUUUCUAUGUAGUAAUUCCUAGCAAACAUUCAUUGGAGGUUACAUAUAUCUUUUUUCUGUCAUAAAACUUUGUUUUCAGAGGUAGGACAAGGCUCACAAUAGAAAAAAAGUGUUUUACUUUAACUGGGUACAUAUAAAAAUGUGCCCUUUCAUGCUGUGUCUGUUUCAACUGGUGUAGGAAUCUGUUUUUAAUCCCUCUUUCCUUCAGGGUCCAGUUUAAAAUUUUCAUGUCAUUACCAGUAUCUGAUGUUUAUGUAAUUUCACCAGCCCCUCUGUUCUCAUGUUUUAACAGAUACUUAUGAACAGAUUGUAUUGAAUAAAAAACUAUUGACCAAGAA
This is a messenger RNA of Zootermopsis nevadensis, 6173 nucleotides long. Lineage: Eukaryota; Metazoa; Arthropoda; Insecta; Blattodea; Termopsidae. The record is from RefSeq and is a predicted model, not a curated record.